Clonostachys rhizophaga is the source of this 1272-nucleotide messenger RNA. Lineage: Eukaryota; Fungi; Ascomycota; Sordariomycetes; Hypocreales; Bionectriaceae. The record is from the annotation of a GenBank genome assembly.
AUGCUUUUCCAGAAGGUGAUUUUGGUCCUCUCAUCGGCAUGCAUCCUCACCUUCGGAAAUGCCUCGCCAGUUGCGGUAGGUACAUCUCAGUCUUACCGUGCUCAGCCCUUCAUUCAUCCCGGGGCUCUCCACUCUAGGAAAGACAUUGAAAGGGUCAAGGGCCACGUUCGUUCGCAAGAGCAACCAUGGCUCAGGGCCUGGCAACAUCUCGAAUCUGCCAGGCUGGCUCAGGCGACCUGGGUCCCCACCCCCCAAAGCAUCCUGGUGAGGGGUAGAAGUACCACGAAUGCAUCUGUCCCAAGUGAAAACUAUGGGUACGCGUACAGAGAUGCUCAUUCAGCAUAUCAGCUCACCCUCAGGUGGAUUAUUGGCGGGAAUGAAACCUACGCGGACCGUGCCGUGGUCAUCCUAAACUCAUGGGCAUCUACGUUGGUCGACAUUCAGGGCACAGAAGACAAAUAUCUGGCAACAGGGUUAUAUGGCUACCAAUUUGCCAAUGCCGCCGAGCUUCUUCGUACAUACCGAGGCUGGGCAUACAGUGACCAGAGAGCCUUUGGGGUGAUGUUGAAUGACAUCUUUGCCAAAUAUAGCAGAGAAUUUCUAGAUCACCACAACUACAAACCCGACUUUUACUAUGCCAACUGGGAUCUCUGCAACAUCGCAUGUCUUAUGUCGGUCGGAAUAUUCAACGAAAACAGAACAAUGUUCGAUUUCGCUGUCGACUAUUGGAAGAAUGGUCUACCUGGGGAUAGUUCCGUCGUUGUUAACGGCGCUCUGCCCUACUUCUCCAUUGCAAACUACACAGAAGAAGGAUCAGGCAAGACUUUGAUGCAACAUCAAGAAUCAGGUCGUGAUCAAGGUCACUCUCUCCUCUGCAUGGCCUUGGUUGGCGUCAUCGGUCAGCAAGGGUGGAACCAAGGCUUGGACCUGUUCUCUACAUUUGGCCGGCAGAUCUUGAACGCGGCGGAAUACGUUGCCAAAUACAACACGAACCACACAGUUCCUUAUACUCCCUAUACCAGCUGGGAGGGGCUACUUACGGUGAUUUCACCAAAAUCACGCUUUGAUGCGCGACCCGGCUACGAGCUCCUCCAUUCGCAUUACGCUGAACUUGAAUCAAGGAAUGCCUCUUGGUCUAAGGAUUAUCGGGACUAUGUCAACAGGAAUAUCACUGCGAAUGUUGAGGGAGGAGGUGGUGAUUACGGUCCGAACUCAGGCGGAUAUGACUCUUUUGGCCAUGGUACUCUGAUGUAUCGCCUUCAAAAAGAGUAG